Truncatella angustata is the source of this 1200-nucleotide messenger RNA. RefSeq names its product chaperonin 10-like protein. The coding region runs from base 1 to 1200 and encodes 399 amino acids. The record is from RefSeq and is a predicted model, not a curated record. NCBI's taxonomy places the organism in Eukaryota, Fungi, Ascomycota, Sordariomycetes, Amphisphaeriales, Sporocadaceae. Gene Ontology annotation, molecular function: oxidoreductase activity, acting on NAD(P)H. The transcript is spliced from 2 exons.
AUGACUGAUAUUCGUCCUGGGCAAACUUCCAAAAGCCGUAAUUCGUGGAAAUCGGUUCGGUCGCUACUACAGAGGAUCAGAUCAAAUUCAAUCAGAAGACGCCGUGGCUUGGCCCAGGUGGUGAUUGAGGCAGGAAAGAGUUCCAGUACUACGUCCGAAGAUUCUGCCACUUCGUUAUCCCAGGAGAUCCCAGCGCAGACCCAGAAAGCUCUUGUUGUAGCAGAGAAGGGAAAGUAUGAGAUCCGGCACGACUUUCCCAUGCCAGCUGUUGGCGACGAUGAGAUCAUGAUCCGCAGCCAUUUUGUUGGCUUGAAUCCUAUUGACUGGAAGUCUGUUGAUUACAACUUCUGUCUGCCACAAUUUCCUCACGUUACUGGGCGAGAAAUGUCUGGAGUUGUAACACAGGUUGGCCGAAGUGUUGAAAAAUUCAACGAGGGCGAGAGGGUAUGGACGAGUACAUAUUAUAAGGACGUCCGUGCCGGCUGCUUUCAAGAGUAUGUCGUGGUACCCUCGCACACAGUUCUCCCCAUUCCCAGCACAGUUCCCUUCGAGGCCGCGGCUUGCCUUGGUGUGGCUGCAUUAACAGCUGGCAUGACUCUCUGGAAAUGGUUGGGAGUGCCGACGCCAUCUUCCACAAUCGAGGUAUCAAAGACGGAGUGGCUGCUGAUCUGGGGAGGAUCUACGGUCACUGGUCAGUUUGCUACACAACUUGCCGUUCACAGUGGCUUGAACGUAAUUACUGUAACCUCUGCAGAAACGAAAGCGCUAUCAGAGAAGCUGGGAGCAUCAUAUGUGGUCGUUCGAGAUGGAAAGUCCGAUGACCAACUUAUCAAAGAGGUUCGCGACAAUACCAGUGGUAGGAUCACGAGAGCAAUCGAUCUUGUAGGAACAAAGACAGCGGCGAUAUGUCUAAGGUCUGUCUCGACGGAAGUGAUAGUGGCCUUUGCGCCACUGGCCAUGAUGUCGGGGUCUCAGGAGGUACCGGAGAAUGUCGUGGUGCACACGGUAGAAAUGAAGCAGUUUGUACUAGACAAAACCAACGUUUGCUAUACGGAAGAGCUUGGGAAUCUGCUGGAGAGUGGAAGUGUCAUUCUACCUGAUCUCCAUAUCAUCGAAGGAGGUCUUGACGCCGUUCAGGAAGGGCUUGAGAUGCUGAAAAGGGGUAGUUUGAAAGGAAAGAAGCUGGUCGUGCGGAUGUAG